AUGGGCUAUCUGGAGUUCUUCCAGCAACGGGCCGUGCCCAGAACGCGACGCGAAAAGAUACUCGUAUACAAGCUGGACACCUUUAUCAUGACGUACUGCUGUGCUUGCUACUUCUUCAAUUAUCUCGAUCGAUCUGCGUUUGCAAACGCAUACGUAGCGGGACUCCAGGAAGACCUGAGCCUGGUCGGUAACAACUACAGCAUUCUGCUCUCCCUGUUCACAGCCGGCAAUUUGGUCGGCCAGAUCCCUCACGCUCUCAUUCUGCAAAAGGUUCAACCCAGGAUAUGGCUGCCCACGACGCUGAUUGCUUGGUCUGGCUUGACUAUGUGUUGCGCUGCAGCCAACAACUAUGCUCAGUUGGCUGCACUGCGCUUCUUUCAGGGUUUCUUCGAAGCAAGCUUGUGGUCGGGAACUAUGUACAUUAUCGGCUCCUGGUACACACCCUUGGAAAUCGCAAAGCGCACGUCUCUAUUUGCCGCAAUCGGUCAGGUGGGUAGCAUGUUUGCCGGCAUCAUGAUGACGGCAAUGCGUAACUCCAUGGACGGGACGCAUGGGCUUGCAGGUUGGCAAUGGGUCUUUCUACUGGACGGCUUGAUGGGGAUUCCAGUCGGUCUCUGGGGUCUAUUCUUUUUCCCCAACCUGCCAGAAGACACCAACGUGUCGUAUCUGUCCAAAGACGAACUUCAAUUGGCCAAAGACCGCCUUCCGCCCAAAGUGGACAACACGCACGACAUCUCGCCGCGCUCCCUAGCCCGCCGUGUCCUGACUCAGCCAGCAGUCUACAUCUUGACCAUGUUCGCCAUGCACUGUGGCGCGCUGGAGGCCUUCGCCUUCCAGGGUGGCUUCCUGCUUUGGUUGAAGCACUUCAAAGCCGAUUAUCCCGCUAACGCCGCCAACACUUAUCCGCUAGGCAUCCAAGCCGUCUCCAUCGUUGCCAUGAUCGCCGCAGGCGUGUACAUUGAUGCGACCAACCAACGAGUCUCGGUCGGCCUAUUCACCGCCCUGAUGCAACUGGUCACUGGCAUAAUACUCGCAAUCCGCUCCUCGCCACCCCCGGCUGUCUUUGCGGCCUUCUAUCUGAGCGGCACGAGCUAUAUCGUCAACCCGAUCCUUUACGGCUGGGCGAACAUCAUGCUGCAGCGCAGCGGGGAUGAUGCGGCCCGGUCCAUCGUCAUGUACACGAUGAACACCGGUGGUCAGCUUCUAUACACCUGGUGGGGCAUUGUGAUGUAUCCAGCGACCGAUGUCCCGUACUGGAAGAAAGGCGCCAUUGCGGUUAUUGUGCUCUCGUCGUUGUUUCCUGCGUCUUUGUGGCUAAUGACUUGGGCAAGUAUCAUGCUACCAGCGAAGAAAGUGCUCCGCUGA
Messenger RNA from Cyphellophora europaea CBS 101466, 1365 nucleotides. RefSeq lists its product as uncharacterized. Gene Ontology annotation, cellular component: plasma membrane. The transcript is spliced from 3 exons. The record is from RefSeq and is a predicted model, not a curated record. Gene Ontology annotation, molecular function: pantothenate transmembrane transporter activity. Bases 1 to 1365 code for a protein of 454 amino acids. Lineage: Eukaryota; Fungi; Ascomycota; Eurotiomycetes; Chaetothyriales; Cyphellophoraceae. Gene Ontology annotation, biological process: pantothenate import across plasma membrane.